Monascus purpureus is the source of this 993-nucleotide messenger RNA. Lineage: Eukaryota; Fungi; Ascomycota; Eurotiomycetes; Eurotiales; Aspergillaceae. The record is from the annotation of a GenBank genome assembly.
AUGGAUUUCUCUCUCUGGAGAAGAAGGCAGAACCUUUCAUCCUCGUCGGACAACUCCUCGCCUCCGGCCCCGAGUCUCCAGUCUCCCGCAGCGUAUCAUACGUCCAUAGCAAACAUAGCAAAGGCAACACUAAGGCAGAGAAUCAAAUCCGAUCACUUCGUUGACAUGCCGCCCAUGUUCCCAGAAGACGCGGAUUAUGAGGAUGACCGCAUAUCCUGCAACUUGAGGCGCUGUGCUCCGGUCGAAGCUAAACCGGCUCAUGUCCCACAGACGGGCGUCCUGGAAGGGGAUAUCUCUACGAGAAGUAUUAUAAGCCAGUAUUUUAAGAAUGCGUUUUGUCCUCGUGAACAGCAGAAUCCGCCGCAGCUCCAGGAGGGACCAGACUCUGUCACCGUUUUCGAGAUCAAGUUGAACACGAAAAUCAGGGAUGUUGAAUCUCAUCUUUCGAACCUUUCAUCUUAUCUGGCUCAGAUCUUCCAACGACCGGAACAUUCUGUCAUGGUUACUAUUCAGCAGGACGCAUUCAUUCAGUUUGGAAACUCAACGGAUCUGGCGUAUUUGAUGAAAAUUUUUGCGCUUCCUGAUUAUAUAGCCCCAAUGACAAACCGGCGUAAUACCACCCUGGUCCAAUCCGCGCUACAGGAGCGAUUUUACAUUCCACCUGAACGUGGAGUCAUCAUCUACCUUCCAGUCCCCGGGGAAAACCUGGCAACCAAUAAUACCACUUUUAUGGACGAGAAUCCCCUACCUGAUCAGAAUCCUGGAAUUCUAAGGACUAUCUCCCGUUCCAUGAGCAGAAGGCUAAAGUCUAGCAGUGCGCAGAGUGCACCGCUGUCCACCGCGACGACAGCAUCGUGGGAUAAUCCAGCGGAUACUCAAAGAGGAUUGGGGGCGACCGUCGAAGAAAACGUUGGGCCCGGUGAGACUUCGAAUGCAGAAGAGAAUCCUGGACGAGUCAAAAAGAGCAAAAGUUAUAGAUCUUUAUAUCAUUAA